AGUUUUGUGCUUCCUCGGCUGCAUGCCUGUGCUGUGGCGCAAGAGUUUCUGGCCGACGAUCGGCCCGUUGUUUGGCGCGCUAAAAGAACGCCUCAGAGUUCGGGCGUGUUUUAGUGUGUGCGUUUCGGUUUCGAUUUCCAUCUGCCUGCUGCGCGAGAGCCGGCCGCUUCAAAUCCAACUGCUAAGUGCAGUGUCGAGGCGGAAAAAAAGUCCGUUUACGAACAAGUACGUGUUUUUGAAACUCUUGCGCCUCGUCGCAAAACGCCGGACGGAUAUUCUUACGGAAAUCUGUGUUGUCAGUUAUCUGCGUAGAGUGCGUGACAACGGAUGAUUAGUGAACAUUAUUGUUAUUGACGAAGCGUAAAUCGUGGUGGAAAAGUUCUAUUGAGAAUCGCACAAGUUUGACCUUGCGCAAGUGACAAUAGGAAACGAAUUAGAACGAGUUUUUCAAGAUGGCGCCUCCGGUACCGGCUGCGACGUUUCCCGUAGCGAUGGCAUUUUCGAGGGCGGAUUUCAAUAGUGUUUCAACAACGGUCAGUAGUGGGUGCCCUACCGGCAAAGGAUACCACUUCAACGAGGACACGCUUAGGUUGAUUGACUGCGUAAAAGCCCGGCCGGCUCUUUGGCACCGCAAGCAUUUGCGACAGCGCGUACAAGUUGCGCAUCGUGGUUGGGAAGAAAUUCGCCAAGCGUUCAAGGCCACCGAUGUAAAAUCACUCAAGGUCCGAUGGAAGACAAUCCGGGACAGCUUUCGGCGCGAAGUCAAACGCCUCGAGGACGGAGAAAUCAGUUCCUCCAGCUGGCCACUGUUUGACCGAAUGUCGUUUCUGAUUGGACAUUUCCGAACCGCCCGAUACUACAAGCGUGGGUCACUGUCGUCAGAUCCGGGCAAGGCCGGGGACGAAUCGUGGAAGUAUAAACAGGACUCGCUGAGUGAGGAAGAUCACUCGGUUGCUGCGAUGAUCGACAGCGAUGGUGACGUGAUUGGGUCGGAAUAUGGAGCAUUACAUGGCAGCGGAUUUAGCGGUGGGUCGUUGAUCGCCGACAGUGAUCCUGAGGAUUUGACCGCUUUCGAGCCAUUGCCGGUUGCUGUGGUGGACGACAAUAGUCAGCACGAAGCUGCACACGAUCCUGACCUGAUGGAAGUACCUCCACUCAUUUAUGGUGAAGUUACCUUCAAGAAUAAACUUCGAGCGAGGACGAGAGCAGAACCGAAACCUGAACCAAAACCAGAAAUCAGCUGUGAGUCGGAUUCGGACUAUAGUUUUUUAAUGAGUUUGCAUCCGUUUAUGAAAAAAUUGUCUGGAAAGAAAAAUUUAUCUGUGAGAAUCAAAAUACAGCAAUUAAUUGCUGAAGCAAUGGAAGAGGAAUAAUUGGUUUAGGUGUUAAUCUGCUGGUAUUUAAAAAUAAUUUUAAUUGAUGAAUUUAAACUAAUGAACUCAAAAAAUACUGUUAAAAAAUCGUUGAAUAAAGGCUGAUUUUUUUUUUUGGAA
Toxorhynchites rutilus septentrionalis is the source of this 1493-nucleotide messenger RNA. RefSeq lists its product as uncharacterized. Bases 453 to 1373 code for a protein of 306 amino acids. Gene Ontology annotation, biological process: regulation of transcription by RNA polymerase II. Gene Ontology annotation, cellular component: transcription regulator complex; nucleus. Lineage: Eukaryota; Metazoa; Arthropoda; Insecta; Diptera; Culicidae. Gene Ontology annotation, molecular function: DNA binding. The transcript has 2 exons. The record is from RefSeq and is a predicted model, not a curated record.